CGUUAAGAAAAACUCGACAGCACAUCCGCGUCUCUUCACGACACAUAUUCUACAUUUACGGCCGUGUUUUUAUCAGCCGCAAAGCGAAAGGCUUGGAGUCGGAGGAAGGUUAAAGCGAAUCCCACAAAAAACCGCCGCCAUGCCCUUUGUGGACGUCCAGUCGCGGCUCGGUAUCAACGUGGAUGGCUGGCUGCUGCAGCAGAGCGGACAGCAGCCCAACCACAGGGCGCCCCGCUGCCAUGCCUUCGAGAAGGAGUGGAUCGAGUGCAGCCACGGUAUUGGGCAGACCCGCGCCAAGAAGGAGUGCCAGCUGGAGUUCGAGGACUUCUACGAGUGCAUGCACAAGCAGAAGACACACCAGAGGCUGUAUGCCAUCCGUCAGCAGCGGGACAAGAUGGUGAAGGAGGGGACCUACACACCUCCAAGCUGCCAUUCAGGCAAGCCUGACCAUGGGCCCUGAGGGGACGGAGUUCUGCUCUUGUUCAUAGUAAAGCAGAUGUCGCUGUUUCCUGUCCGCCUGUACAUGUUUGCAAAUAAAUCGUUAUCAUUAAAUA
Messenger RNA from Cyclopterus lumpus (lumpfish), 554 nucleotides. RefSeq names its product NADH:ubiquinone oxidoreductase subunit S5 (gene ndufs5). The transcript has 3 exons. Gene Ontology annotation, biological process: mitochondrial respiratory chain complex I assembly. Lineage: Eukaryota; Metazoa; Chordata; Actinopteri; Perciformes; Cyclopteridae. Bases 140 to 460 code for a protein of 106 amino acids. The record is from RefSeq and is a predicted model, not a curated record.